Messenger RNA from Acanthamoeba castellanii str. Neff, 384 nucleotides. Its product is annotated as fascin subfamily protein. The transcript has a single exon. NCBI's taxonomy places the organism in Eukaryota, Discosea, Longamoebia, Acanthamoebidae. The record is from RefSeq and is a predicted model, not a curated record. The coding region runs from base 1 to 384 and encodes 127 amino acids. Gene Ontology annotation, cellular component: cytoplasm; actin cytoskeleton. Gene Ontology annotation, molecular function: actin filament binding; protein-macromolecule adaptor activity. Gene Ontology annotation, biological process: establishment or maintenance of cell polarity; cell migration; actin filament bundle assembly.
AUGCCCAAGAAGUUCACCAUCAAGACUCACCACGGCAAGUACAUCUGCAGCGAGCCCUCGCACACCAUUGUGGGCAACCGCGACUCGGCCGAUGCCUGGGAGCACUGGGAGGUCAUCAAGCUCGGUGGCGGCAAGGUCUACCUGAAGUCGGCCCACGGCAAGUACCUCUCGGCCGAGACCAACGGCACCGUCGUGGCCAACCGCGACACCCCCAAGGAGUGGGAGACCUUCCACGUCCACAAGCUGGGCAACAAGAAGGUGCAGUUCAAGACCCACCACGGCAAGUACCUGUGCGUCGAGCCCAGCGGCAAGGUCAUCGCCGACCGCGCCGCCCCCAAGGAGUGGGAGACCUUCGAGUUCCGCAAGGUCGGCCACUGCUGCUAA